Molecule: messenger RNA, 6661 nt
Organism: Gigantopelta aegis
Lineage: Eukaryota; Metazoa; Mollusca; Gastropoda; Neomphalida; Peltospiridae
Product: transient receptor potential cation channel subfamily M member-like 2
Exons: 33
Coding region: 134-5140 (1668 amino acids)
Biological process (GO): monoatomic cation transmembrane transport
Molecular function (GO): monoatomic cation channel activity
Source: RefSeq, a predicted model, not a curated record
CAGUCAAAAACAAGAGGGUUGUGAUGAUAAAACGUCAUGUGUCUCCAUAAAUAACGUAAUCAAUUAUAGACAGCAUGCCUUUUUGGAAUUUUGUUUCCAUUUACAGUGUAUUUUGUUUUGUGACAAAUCAACAAUGAGUUCAGAAUCUGGUAAAACAUCAGCACUAUCAUCACCAUCAUCACCAUCGAGAGUGAUAUCUCUGUCUAGUGGGAAAUUGGCGGAAAUCAUCCCUGUGGUUGUCAAUGAUGAUUGUGGCCAAGGCGAUCAGCCAUCACCAUCUGCGGAUAAAAAUGUCACAUCACAUAAUACUGGAAACAUGGAUUGGGAUUUCGGUGGUGGCGAACCAUCAGAAAGCAUGGUGGAUGAUUUAACCACCGAUCAAAGUACUAAAACCAAUGACGAUGUUGGUUACGCAACCUGCACAGACCCAGCUUAUGCAACGGUUACGAGUGUUGGCUCGUACAUUAGCAGAGAAUCAUCGACAGACGUCCUUUUACCAAAUCUACCUGGCGGGAUCAUCGAGUUCAUACAAGAGGGUGCUGAACGAAAUCAGACAGAUGGAUACCGGUAUUAUGUUAUAAUACCAAAGGACACACCUGUCGAUGACAUUGCCAAUUACAUGGCUUAUGGCUGGAAGCGGAGGACACCAAAAAUAGUGUUGUCUGUAAUUUCCAGUGUUAAAUACUUCAAACAGUGGGAAGAUGAGAAACACAUUGAAGAUUUCCAGGCAGGAAUUAUUAAGGCUGCUAACCUCACAGAGAUGUGGAUAGUGACAAAUGGCUUUGACAGCGGGGUUGCUAAAUACAUUGGGGACGCAGCAUGUGACGAAAUGGCUCGCCGCAAGAGUCAGGAAGAGGAAUCUCUAGAAGUGAAGAAUAUCCAAGUCUUGGAGAAAGUGCCAAAACUGACAAUCUUAGGAGUUGUAGCUUUUGAUAGCAUAUCAUAUUCAGACCAUUUGGAUGGACAACAUGUUCAGCCCAAACAAAUAGAGAACAGAGGGCAUAAACCACGAUCAUCGAAAUUUGACUUGAAUCCUUUUCAUACACACUUCAUGAUGGUUAAAGACAUAAAUUCACAGGAGCUGAAUGCAUUCCGGUACAGUCUAGAGGUGCGCUUUCUUCAGCCAGUUGGUCGUGCUCGCAGAUACAGGAGAAUGCCGUCAAGUCACACAACACUGCCUGGAACUAACAGUGAUCUUGAUCUGAACAUGGGAGAAUCUCAAAAUAACCCCAACACCAACACCCCGGUGAUUUCCCUGCUGGUUCAGGGAGGACCGCCAGAAAUUGACCAGGUGCUGUGGUUACUCAAGAAGAAGAUUCCAGUUAUUGUCAUGAAAGGGUUUGGUCUGGCAGCCGAUCUUAUUGCAUUUGCUUAUGAGGAAACACGUGAGAGUUAUAUCAAAUCUGAACUGAUGAAAAGAGUAAAAGACACAUUCCCUAAAGAAUUCAAGAAGGAUGACCUUGCCGUGAUAGAAUGCAGAGACAAGAUUUUGGAGUGUGCUUUUUAUGCACACCAGGACAGCUUAACAUAUCUAACAAUCUUGGACACAGGGAACCGAGCAUCUGAUCUCACCAACCUCAGCAAAUACAUUCUAAUGGCUUUAUUUAAGUCUCAAACCAGAAAGCUUGGUCACAAGUGGAGAGAUCAAAUUCAGCGUGACCUUCAGCUCACUUUAGACUGGAAUCGAUGUGACCUUGCCAAAUCAGAGAUCUAUCAAAAAUACAGCUUGACAAGGAUACGGGUAGAAAAUCAUAUAUUUCAUCAAGCGUUGCUGCGAGAGGACAGAGAAGAUUUUGUAGAGUUGUUCCUUGAUAAAGGAUUCCAGGUUCACCGAUAUUUGAGUCACAAGAGAUUGCAUAAUCUGUUUGAAAAUGCACGGGACAAAGAAUUCUUCAUUGGUGUUUGUUUGGAAGGGGUACUUGGAAAAGCUGUGAAUCCUCAUAGUCCUCUGAGUCGGAACUUUUGUGAAGAUGAUGGAUGUGAGUUAAAUCGCCUUCUGUCUCGAUGCACCAAAUUACAGAAACUCAUAAACCCUUACGAGUUGUCGAUGAAUUCGCUGGGCACCUACAUCACAAACAAAGCUGUUGCUGAACGGAGGGCAACAACCACCCUAGUGCUCUGGGCAGCUCUCACUAACAGGCCCAUCCUAGCCAAGGUAUUUUGGAAGAAAACUGAUGACCCUAUUGCUGUGGCAUUAAUAGUCAGCAUGCUUCUCCAUAGAUUGGCCUCGCAGUGGUGCAAAGAUGUUGACAUGAAGAGAAGGGUCAAAGCCACAGCAGUGGAGUUUGGUAAAAUGGCAGUUAGUAUGUUAGACCUGUGCUACCAGGAUUCCAGUAUCCAGGCAUUCCAUGCUCUUAACAAGAAGCUUCAGGACUUCAACAACAGAACUGUGGUUGAGAUUGCCAAGAUGGGGAACAACAAGUUUUUCAUAGCACACCCAUGCUGUCAAAAGUGGCUGGCUCAGAGGUGGUUGGGAUGUCUUCAGAUUCGAGAGCUAGACUGGGGAGGGCACAUCAAACUACCGGACUGGCUCAAGGUGUACUUGAGUGCUUUCCUUAUUUUCCCCAUGUUUGUAUGGAUUGCAUUUGUACCAAUGGAAAACGUGAAACAAAAGUUUGAAAAAGAGGAUGAUGAAGAAGAGGAGGAGGUUGAAGAGACAAACAUGCUGCUGCGGCCGCUGUCGAUACAGGAGAAACAAGGAAAGAAACGGUAUAGCAUGAAAGUGAAGUUCAAAAACCUGAUUGAUAGAGGGGAAGUAACUCUGAAGCUGCCAGUUUACAAGCAGAUAUACUACUUAUGGAGUGCCCCAAUAACCAAGUUUUGGGUGAAUCAGCUGUUCUACGUGUUCUUCCUGAUACUGUUCAGUCUGGCCGUGCUGUGGCCGUCGUGUGGGGAUCUUCAUCUGAACCUGUCCGUCUUUGUGUGGACCUUCAUCAUCUGGAUAGAACUCGCACGACGGACGUGGGUCAAAAAAUGGAAACAUCCUGAAGUUCCCAUAUUCUGGACAUCAAUUGAGGUGAUACUAAUCCUGUGUUUUCUGCUCCUGUACCUCGUGUUUCGAAUUAUACCGCACUUCGUGGAGUACGUCGACUACAUGACCACUAAAUUCGUCAUGAGCAUCGGUCUUCUCUUCUUCUACUACCGCACCAUGGCCGUUUUCUUACCCAUCAGUCCAACACUCGGACCCAUGCUCAUUCGAAUCACAAAAAUGGUUCGUAAAGAUUUUUCCACAUGGAUGCGAAUGUUCGUCAUCGUGAUGGUGUCUGGAGGGAUAACAAUCCAUGCUGUCUUGUAUCCAAGCUACCCGUUAAAUGUGGAUGGUGUCAAGAAAGCACUGGCCAGAGCAUUUUUUGCCAUGUUCCUCACCAAGAUAGAUGAUUUAGAUGGGGAUGAUACCUGCUCUUACCUGUAUGAAAAUACAACUAUAGGAUCAUGCCACCCUGAGCAAAGUGUUUCUUACCGAUACGGCAACACCAUGUCCACUUGUCCAUAUGGGAGUUUCGGUGGUUACUUCAUUGUGAUCCAGUACCUGUUGAUUACCAAGCUGGUUCUUAUCACACUGCUUUAUGCCAUGUUCAGUGUGACUAAUGCUAGGAUAUCUGACCAUGCUCUGGAGUACUGGAAAUACCAGCGCUAUGGUCUGAUUGUGGAUUUUGAGGAGAGACUGCGACUCCCGCCCCCACUCACUAUAAUCAGCUACAUAUGUAUGCUGCUGAAGUUCAUCUGGACUAAGGUCAUCAGGCCAUGCUGGACUCGGUGCAGACAGUGCUGCAGAUGUUUCACCAGUCAAGACUCUGUGGAUGCAUCGAGGCAUAUCAAUAUUUUCAAAAGCUGCAGGACGAUGGACUAUAACUACUGGAAGAACUGUGUAAAGGUUUACAUCAAUAAAGAGAAACAGGACCAGCUGAAGGAAACCGAAGACCAGAGGCAGAGUGAAACUCUCUGUGUCCUGGUGGAUGACAUGCAGUCACAGAAGGAAACCAAUCGUCGCCUGAAUGACCGGCUGGGACAGAUAGAGAAAAGUUUGACAUCUUGUCGUUUGUUGCUGGAGGAGAUGAAACACAUGAUGGAAGCAAAAGAUAUGGGGACAAAAGGCUUGAUUCCUCCAAAGAAACUGAUUCAUAUAUCUUCCAGGCAAUCUCCGUACCCUGGCACCAGGAUUCAGCGCUUUCCCAUCUUUGACAAAUAUGUACCAUGGGAGGUUACAUAUGAUACAUACGAUCCUGCCUGGUAUACUCGACCUGUUGAAGAGUUCCCACCAGAGAUCAUCGGAUAUGUUGAUAUAGACAUUAUGCAAUUACGGCAGCAAGAAGAAGAAAGGAAAAAGCUGGGCGCUGAUGAACUUGAAGAUCUGCCUCCGUUGCCAGUGUUUGAACCCAUGUGGAACUCUGUGUUUUCUUCCUACAUCAAGGACACUGAUGUGCAGAUAGAGGUUGAUCGGACCUCAUGGAUAACGUUUGACAACCAGCCACUCCGUUACCGGCUUGAUAAGUCAGGGUUACCACAAAAUCCGUUUGGUCGUACAGGGUUGAGAGGCCGUGGUAAACUGUGGAGAUGGGGUCCCAACCACCACAUGGCUGUCAUCAUCUCUCGCUGGAAACGCAAGUACUCGGCUCUCGGAAAACCUCUUGAUCACAUUAUUGUUGAUGGGAAGAAAGUCCUUGAAUUUAUGGUCGUUCAGAGACAGGAUACGGGAGAUUUUUCAUUACCAGGGGGUAAUGUGUAUGGCGACUGUACAGGAUACUGUGUUAUACUGAAGAGUUUCAAGAAAGACCUACUCAAAGAAGAAGUCAUAGAACACAGCACCAAAGCAGAUGAACAGGAAAUGAUCACGUUUUUUGGACAUUUUGCCACUGGGCAUUCCACUGCUGUGUAUAUACACCGUCGGAUGGAUACCGCUGCCGCUGGUUUCAAGGCACAGAUACUGUACCGCGGUUACAUGGAUGAUACAGCUAACACCGACAACAGCUGGAGAGAGGUGGAAGUCUGGAACUUCCAUUACGAACUCAACGAUGUCUUUGAUGAGAAGAUACCAGAUAGAGAGAAUGUGUGGAGAGAGGUGUCAUCAUACACGCGUCUGUACGGAAAUCAGACGGCAAUAGUGCAAGAGGCUGCAAGAAUUCAUGGUGCUUACUGCUGAGACUUCUGGAAUCCAUCCAUACUGAUGAUAUUAAAUUCCAUGGUGCUGACAGAAACUCAAAUUACAUAACCAGUGCUUAUGGCCAAAACAGAAUUAUAUGGCCAGUGCUUACAGACGAGACUUCUGGAAUCCUUCCAUGGUGCUUACAGUAACUCAAAUUACAUAACCAGUGAUUAUGGCCAAGACACAGAAUUAUGUGGCCAGUGCUUACAGCUGAGAUCAUAAGAAAAAAUAAUAUUCUGUAGUGCUUACAAGAAAAGUGAUGAACAAAAUUUGAGGAAUCGAUUCAUUGACAAUCUCAUUUCUAAUUUUGUCAGUGAAGUGAAAUGACUUAUAAAAAUACUGAUUUUUAAAAUAAAUGUCAUAUAUUCCUUGUAAUUCCACAGACUUGUUAUUUUUUUUCAGAAUAUGAAGACUCAAUAGCUUUUUUUCUGUAUGUUCAUCAAAGUAUAUCCAACUUUUAUAACAAAUGUUUUUUUUCAAAGUAUGAGAUAGUCCUGUUGUGCUGUUAUUACAAUAUGUGCAGUGUCAACUAAAUCACAAUAUUUAAAAUUAUUUAUGUUUAUAUAAUCUUUGAUAGAUAUAGCCUAAAAUAGUUAUGCUGAUUCAGAUUUGAAAUUUUUUUCUGAAAUGUUUUAAGUGGUUUUAAAUACAUUUAUAACAACCAUAUCAUGAUGAACAAAUACUUUUUGUCUUCAGGUGCUACUGUUGUUAUUCCAUUUUUAUUCAAGCAUUUGUUAUUAAAUCACUAUUUUACUUUACCCAUUGUUGUUAAAUCACCAUUUUUAUUUUGUAUUGUCACAUCUAAUGCAGUUGUUUUUCCCACUGUUGCAACUUUUUGUUACUUUAUUGAAAAAUCAUUAGGAUAAAAUAUUACAAUUUUUACCAACAAUUUAAUAACUAAGAAAUUAUUAAUGUCUUCUUGAUGUUUGGUCGUGAACAUUAAGAUAUUAUAUCUGAAUUUAAUUCUUAAAAAUUAAUAACACAAGACUAAAUUUUUUCAAUUUGUAACAGUUUAUCUAAAGGUGCUUUAUAUACACAUGUAAGACUAAUUUCUUUUAUGUUUCAUUCAUUUAUUGUUGUUUACAUUUUGUUUAAUAUAUUGUGUAUUGUUAUGGUUUUCAGUUUAAUUAGGAUGAAUCAAAACUAAAGCAUUCAGUCAAACUAAUUUAUCAACAUAAGUUAAAUCGGUGUAUAUUAUAUUUUUUAAUAAGGAUAUUUUUAUACAUUUAUUUUAAACAUAACAGCUUUGUAUAUAAAUAUAUGUAUUUAAUUAUUAUGAGAACUUAGCUUUUCAUAUACAAAAGGAGCUGAUCUCAGUCAAUGCAAAAGCUUUAAGAAACUAUAAAUGUCCAGUUGCCAUAAUUAUUUGAAAACAUGCACAUAUCUAUAAAUAUUGUAAUUUUGAAUAUUGUGUACAGAUAUGUCACAUUUUAUAUAAUACGUAGAUGUUUGUUGUUAGUCUUAAUCUUCAACCAGUGUAACUAUGGGUGAUGGCGUCAAAUACAUUUUUUUGUAUUA